CAACCAAAGCCCACAUUCCAUGACUUCAUGCGGCUUCCGCGUGAGCUACGUCUUAUUAUUUGGAAAUUCUCGCUCCCAGAUCGGCUCGAUGAGAUCAAGUUGGCCCCCUACCGCAGGGCCAGCAAUGACCCAGCCAAGCCAAAGUUCCUACCCGCGUUAUGCUAUACAUCGAAAUACACCACCGAAGAAACCAUCGGAGUAGUCAUCGAGAGCUCCCAGUUCACCGUGGAUUUGCCAAAGGACAGAACGUUCCUACGAGCCUUCUUAGCUGCUGCACCAGGGCGCUUUGGACUCUGUCGACGCCUGAACUUCGACUGCUCCCUUGAGUAUAACAUGGAUUUGUCCAAGAAUCGAAAUCUCGAGCUCGCAGCGAGGUGUAAGGGUUUACGCUCCAUCAAGCUCAACUUUCACAUCAAUGAGCUGACGUAUCGGUAUUCCUCCCCGACCCGAAUACUUCACAACCCGGCUGACCUUUUCGCCAAACACAACCUUGCGCGGUUGUUUGACUGUAAGAUGCUCACCAAGGUUAUCAUCCAGCAUGGUGGGUACUUCACGCCCUUGGGCGACGAGACAAUAGAAGGUUUGUGUGAGCUACUGAAGCAGGGAUUCGUGAAUAUGUCUCCAAAGCAUGUAGUUAAGGUUGAGUCCACUCGAAGAGGGGCUCCCUCGCGGUAUUUCUCAAUCUGGUACUAG
Messenger RNA from Cucurbitaria berberidis CBS 394.84, 693 nucleotides. RefSeq lists its product as uncharacterized. The annotation marks the transcript as partial. Lineage: Eukaryota; Fungi; Ascomycota; Dothideomycetes; Pleosporales; Cucurbitariaceae. The record is from RefSeq and is a predicted model, not a curated record. The transcript has a single exon.